CUCCUCAAUGUAUUCGUUUGGAGAAUAAAUCUAGGGUUCCACAUAUUCUCACAAUAUUCAAGUUGGUGGCCAUGUUACAAGAAUCAUAGCUUGCCGAAAGCAAUCUCAUUCUAAAUAUAUCAACUCUGAGAAUAUAGUUAAGAUGAUAGAAAGAAUCUGGUUGAAAUAAAACUAACCACCCUAGGAAUCUUUCGGUUUUUUAGUGGACUUCUGCUGCUAGCUAGCGAGGUCCAUAGAAUGUGCAGGAAUCAAAUUCAUGGUCCUUAGCUUCUUCAUCGUCAUUUGAACCAGUCCAUCUGUGUGUAUCAAAUGGUCAUAACGUGUUCCAAGAUGAAAGUUUACGCAAAUGCAAUAAAGAAUAUGUGUUCUACUUGUUCCUUAGUGUGCGGAAAGGAAAAAAGUUUCCAUCUUUGAAAAGUACCUUUAGUAGUUUUCGAGCAUCUAAGUAAUAAAGCACCUCAUUUGAAUGUUCUUGUUUGGAGAAAACGAGUCCAACAUUGCCCUGUUUUAUAUAAAUAGAUGUAGGACUAGAAGCUAGAAGUAAAUCAAAUCUCACAUCUUUCUCUUCGACCCUUCUCCUAGUUUCCUUCCAUCAGAUCAAAUUUCAUCUCGGAUUUGAUCCUGGUGGAUUUGCGACACGUGGCAUUGUUCUAGGUCGUUUCAAAAACAAAACCCCAAGAUGGACAAGAUACAGUCAUUGAUAUCAGAGAACGGAGUUGUCAUUUUCAGCAAGAGCUCCUGUUGCUUGUGUUAUGCUGUGACCAUUUUGUUCCAAGAGCUUGGGGUGGAGCCAUUGGUUCACGAGAUCGACCAUGAUCCGGAGGGCUGGGAGAUGGAGAAGGCACUUGUGAACCGCGGGUGCACCUCGCCCCCUUUCCCUGCUGUAUUCAUUGGCGGCAACCUCAUUGGGUCCACCAAUGAGGUCAUGUCUCUCCACCUGAGUGGCUCCCUUCUUCCCCUGUUGAGGCCAUAUCAGAUACUGGCUUAGAAAAACUACGAAACUCGAAGAAAUAAGUCUGGCUCAAGACCAUGCUGCAGCUCGUUUUAUUAUUUUCUUAGCUUUUAUUAGUGUAACCCAAUUAGCUUAAAUGUCUAGAAAGGAAGUUUGAAUGUAGGAUGAUAUUAUUAGUAGCUUUCAGGUUAAUGAAUUUAGCUGUCUUGAUCUA
Molecule: messenger RNA, 1166 nt
Organism: Cynara cardunculus var. scolymus (artichoke)
Lineage: Eukaryota; Viridiplantae; Streptophyta; Magnoliopsida; Asterales; Asteraceae
Product: monothiol glutaredoxin-S11-like
Exons: 1
Coding region: 680-988 (102 amino acids)
Cellular component (GO): nucleus; cytoplasm
Source: RefSeq, a predicted model, not a curated record